UUCAGUAUAUUCAAAUACUUUAUAACAAACUCAUUUCUAGGAUUCUUUCAAUUACAGAAUUCUACAGGAGAUAUCGUUAUUAAAGGAAGAAGCUACGUAGACAACUUCACGUAAAGAAGAAAAGAUGGACAGAAUCAUGAACGGCAACGGUUCGACUGUUGAUGACAUGAAAGUAUUCACCGGAACGCUCGUCCAUGCCACGAAGGAGAACCCGAUGUUAAUACUCGAAAACAGGGCCAUAGGUGUUUGUGGGGGAAAGAUAGAAUUCGUGGCCACUACUUCCGAUUUGGAAACCUUGAAGAGAAAACACAACAUCUCAGACGAUAACGUUAUUGUUCUGAGUUCGAGCCAGUUCCUCAUGCCGGGCCUCGUGGACACGCACCUCCACGCCCCUCAGUUCCCCAACAACGGCAUCCACCUGGACCUCCCCCUCCUGGAGUGGCUGCAGAACUUUACCUUCCCGACGGAGGCCAAGUUCUCCGACGAGAUGUUCGCGCGCGGGGUCUACGCCAAGGCUGUGGAUCGAGUCCUACGCUGCGGCACCACCACCGCCUCCUACUUCGGGUCCAAGCACUUAGAAGCCACGAAGAUCCUCAGCGACAUCGUCCUGGAGAGAGGGCAGAGGGCGCUCGUGGGGAAGGUCAACAUGAUGGUCAACUGUCCGGAUUAUUAUAAAGAACUCUCCGUUGAGGAUUCGGUUAAGGAGACGGAAGAGUUUAUCCUGUACGUGAGGAGCCUGGAGUCCCCUCUGGUCCAACCCAUCGUCACGCCUCGGUUCGCUCCCACCUGUCCCAGAGAACAGCUGCAGAGCCUGGGCCAGCUGGCAGCCAAACACGAGUGCCACAUCCAGAGCCACCUGUGCGAGAGCCAAGCGGAGAAGGCCUGGGUCAAGGAACUGUUUCCGGGGACGAGGAACUAUGCAGAGGUUUACGACUGCACGAGGCUGUUGACGGAGAAGACCGUGAUGGCCCACUGCGUGUACCUGGACGACGAGGAGGUGGCACUGGUGAGGCGGAGUGGCACUGGCGUCGCCCAUUGCCCCAACUCCAACCUGUCCUUGAGGUCCGGCAUCUGCAACGUCAAGAGACUUCUGGAGGAGGGGCUCAAGGUCGGCCUCGGGACUGACUGUUCCGGGGGAUUCAGCGCCUCCAUCUUGGACUCCCUCCGCCUGGCCGUCUUGGUCUCGAAGGCCCUGGCGUCGACGUCCGAUUCGAAGCACCUCACGCUCGAGGAAUCCUUUCGCCUGGCUACGCUCGGGGGCGCGGAGGUUCUCCACAUGAGCGAUCGGAUCGGAAACUUCGAGAUCCAGAAGGAAUUCGAUGCUCUGCUGAUCGACGUAGAAGCCAAGGGAACGCCGGUCGAUAUCUUCCCCGAGGACACAACCGAAGAGAAGAUUCAGAAGUUCCUCUACAACGGCGAUGACCGGAACAUUUUACAAGUCUUCGUCGCGGGUCGAAAAGUAGUGGACAAAGUGCAGUGAUUUUUCUUUCUCUGCCUUUCUCUCUUUCUCUGGUUCUGUCUCUUUCUUUCUUUCUCAGUCUGUCUUUGACUUUGGUUCUUUCUCUAUCUAUCUCUUUCCAACUACAAGACAUGAGACGAAAUCCCGUAUGAUGAGGUGGCAGUUCGUCUUAGAAAUUAUGCAAAGGAGGAAGAGAGAGAGAGAGAAAGAAAAAAAUAUAUAUAUAUUUCUCGAGGUCUUGCUGUGGAACGUUCUGCUUGAACAAAAAGGACGGUGGUCUUCUGUUCACCGACGGUUCUUUUAGCUUUAUGUUGGUUUAAUAAAAGCAUUAUUUUA
Penaeus indicus is the source of this 1795-nucleotide messenger RNA. RefSeq names its product guanine deaminase-like. Bases 125 to 1480 code for a protein of 451 amino acids. Gene Ontology annotation, biological process: guanine catabolic process. The transcript has 10 exons. Gene Ontology annotation, cellular component: cytosol. The record is from RefSeq and is a predicted model, not a curated record. NCBI's taxonomy places the organism in Eukaryota, Metazoa, Arthropoda, Malacostraca, Decapoda, Penaeidae. Gene Ontology annotation, molecular function: guanine deaminase activity; zinc ion binding.